Messenger RNA from Endocarpon pusillum Z07020, 1929 nucleotides. RefSeq lists its product as uncharacterized. The transcript has 8 exons. Lineage: Eukaryota; Fungi; Ascomycota; Eurotiomycetes; Verrucariales; Verrucariaceae. Gene Ontology annotation, molecular function: fluconazole transmembrane transporter activity. Bases 1 to 1929 code for a protein of 642 amino acids. The record is from RefSeq and is a predicted model, not a curated record. Gene Ontology annotation, biological process: xenobiotic detoxification by transmembrane export across the plasma membrane.
AUGGCGGAUGUUAUUCGUGAAGCUCCCCUUGGACAGCUCAUCCGCUGGUUGACUGGCAACAAGUACCUGAAAUACCCUGAGGAAGAAGCAGAUUUUCAAUGCCCCAAAUGCUAUAGCAAUGCCGAACGUGUCGACUCGCUGUCGAGUACCGUGGAAGACAAAGCUGACCUUGACCCGAACGAGGCUGCAUACGGGAAGGAAGCUGGAGAUGCUGUUGCUAGAGAGCAAAAAGCAUCGGCGCUGACCGAGGAUGCUCACGAUCGGCCAGACCUUCAGGCCCUCCAGACCCAAAAAACCAAUGUUACCGUCGAGUCCAUUGUCACUGAACACGAUAUUAAGAAAAUGAACACUCAGACGACUCAUGUCCCUAUCAGAUCUAGCAUUGGCGCGCAGCCGGCGUUGACACGUACAAAGACAAGAGAAAUGACGCGCGCUUACACUCGGGAACGAUUCGAUAUUGAACGGGAAGCACAGUCUCUGAAAGAACUUCACAUGCCCAUCGUCGCGCAGAGGAAUGAGGACGGAGAUAUUCUAGUGGAUUGGUAUACCACAGAUGAUCCAGCGAAUCCACAGAACUGGUCAAGCAAAAAGAAACUAUUCGUUGGAACCCAGAUUUUUCUUUACACGUUCGUCGUGUAUGCUGCGUCUUCUAUUUACGUUCCGAGCCAAUAUGGUGUGAUGGAAGCCUUCGGAGUCGGAUACGAGAAAGCCUCGCUGGGAUUGUCAAUGUAUGUUAUUGGAUACGGCAUUGGCCCUCUUCUCUUCAGUCCGUUGUCGGAGAUUCCCCUUUUUGGUAGGAACGUGCCGUACAUCGUGUCAUUCGCACUUUUCGUUAUCCUAUGUGUGCCCUUGGCACUCGUCGAGAACUAUGCAGGAUUACUUGUUCUUCGUUUCCUCGUCGGAUUUAUGGGGUCACCGUGUUUGGCAACUGGAGGAGCCACUAUGCAAGACAUGUAUUCUUUCUUGAAGUUACCCUACGCGUUAACCUUCUGGGUCGCAGCAGCAUUCAAUGCUCCUGCCCUUGGUCCAGUUCUAUCAGCUUUCGCCGUCACAGCCAAAGGCUGGAGAUGGUCUCUCUGGGAAGUGCUGUGGGCGUCGGCUCCUGUGUUCAUCCUCAUGUUCGUCGCAAUGCCGGAAACCUCCUCCUCCAACAUCCUCUUGCGUCGUGCUCGACGUCUCCGCGCCAAGUGUGGUAAUGGCCGGUUGAAGGCUCAAUCUGAAGUCGACCAAGGCAACAUGAAGAUCGGAACAGUGAUCUGGAACUCCAUUGUGGUACCGGUGGAAAUUUCCAUCAAAGACCCGGCCGUGCUUUUCACGAACAUCUACACCGCAUUACAGUACGGCAUCUACUACUCUUUCUUCGAAGUAUUCCCCCUGGUCUACCCAGUCAUGUACGGCUUCAACCUCGGAGAGACAAGCAUUGUCUUCGUGUGUAUCACAGUCGCAUGCAUUCUCGGCAUCAUCAUCUACUGCUCAUACGUCUACUGGUACCUGGAGCCCGACAUCGUCAAGAAUGGUCUUCGAGCACAAGAACACCGUCUCGUCCCCGCCGUCUUCGCCAGCUUCGGUAUCCCCAUUGGGCUCUUCAUUUUCGGCUGGACAUCCAACCCGGACAUCCACUGGAUCGCCAGCGUUAUCGGGAUCACUACCUUCGCUGCGUCAGGCUUCGUCCUCUUCCAGUGCAUCUUCAUGUAUCUGCCUCUCAGCUACCCGCAGUAUGCAGCGUCCCUCUUUGCCACGAACGAUACGUGGCGCUCCGCCCUCGCCGCUGGCGCUGUCAUCUUCGCGCGCCCCUUGUUCAUCAAUCUCGGUGUGGGGAGGGGUGUCUCCAUCCUUGCUGGUCUCGCGGUCGGAGGGGUGGUGGGCAUGUUUGGGCUUUACUAUUAUGGCGCCAAGCUCCGUGCGAGGUCGAAAUUUGCUGUUACCUAA